Exophiala oligosperma is the source of this 5824-nucleotide messenger RNA. RefSeq lists its product as uncharacterized. Gene Ontology annotation, biological process: positive regulation of transcription by RNA polymerase II. The transcript is spliced from 4 exons. Lineage: Eukaryota; Fungi; Ascomycota; Eurotiomycetes; Chaetothyriales; Herpotrichiellaceae. Gene Ontology annotation, molecular function: transcription factor binding. The record is from RefSeq and is a predicted model, not a curated record. Gene Ontology annotation, cellular component: nucleus. The coding region runs from base 289 to 5352 and encodes 1687 amino acids.
AUCUGAUCACAGCAUCCGCAGAUUGACCUCCUGGGCCUCCUAUCUGGGUCGCUGCAGAACGACCCUGCCCCGCGGCUACAUCGGCGGCAUUGGCUUUUAUCUAAAGUGACGGUCGCUUGCACAAGAAGAACAGUUUCUGCUGCUACCCUUUCCUGGUCGCACGACGGAGGAACCAGGCCUGAUUGAAAUAACCGACUGUCUGGAUAUAUUGGCGUAGCUUGGUCGGAAUCAUGUCAUACGUGGGAGCGGCAUAGCCAAAGAGUCGCGAACCAGCCAACUUCACCGGCUAUGUCUGCAGGCGUAGGCAUCUCGCGACAACGAUCGGUGUCGAACAAAGCCAAAGGAGUCGCGGUUCCGUCGAAUUCGAAAGCGAGACCUGCCCCCGAUGAAACUUCAUUCGACCCGUGUGCUUCGACCGCAUCUCUCUUGUUGAUCGCCCAAGGUCCGGUGGUGUUGUGUCUGCAUCAUGACACUCUAGCCCUAGAACGACGCUUCGAGAAGCAUACCAAAGAUAUUCAUUUCAUCUCCGCCGACAAUGUCAGCGAGACCGGGGCUGGUAGGUUAGUUGUGACCUACGACGUUGGGCAAACGGCGAUAGUAUGGGACUUGUUCACGGGCGAGCAAUAUUCUCGCUUUGUAUCAUAUGAGCCCCUCAAGGUUGCACACUGGAUGAGAAAUGGAAAUAUCGCAUUUGGUAACGCGAAAGGGGAAGUAAUCUUGUUCGAACCAUCUACUAGUGACCACAUAUCGGCUCGCACUAUAUUUGAUCCCAUCACAGCGAUUGCGCCAUCAUCAGAUUGCAAGACAUAUGCGAUCGGGUAUAACAAUGGCUCCAUCCUGUUGGCAGCGUUGCAGCCGUCUUUCACCAUCCUUCACACGUUGACGACGUCGCGUGGCCCUUCUCCAAUUGUCACUUUAACUUGGCAUGCUUCAUCUUCGAAACAGAAGUCCGACAUGCUUGCCACUCAGACCGCCGAUGGAGAUCUCAGAGUAUGGAGUGUCUCAAAGCCUCCAACAGCAGAGCCACCUCGUGUCAUACGUGUCUUGAAGCGCUCUGAUGUGUAUCUUCCUGGCCGGAAUUGGAUCUCAUGGUCCAAGAAUGGUCGCAUUGUCCAGUACUCUGAGGGCAAAACCUGGGCGUGGGAUGUCCGGACUAAGCAUGUCACCUACGAUCCUAUUCCGACAAUCGAAGGAGUAAAGGCUAUAGCAUGCCAUGGCCCGACUGGAACACUUUUCACUCUCGGUCCGGAUUAUACGGUGCAACAAUAUGAUAUUGAACGUGCUCAAAUGGUUGCAAAUGUCCGUCAUAUGCCCACCACAAUCCCACCAACACCCCCGGCAGAAGAUAUCAGAGGUCCUCUUUGGACAACAUCCGAGAGUGAAGAAGAACUUGCUUCUCCUCUUGUACGUGCCCGUCGAGAGUUGCGCGCAUCUGAAGCUGCCCGACUUGAGCGUAACAACGCCCCAAGUCCUCAGUCUACCAUCAGCUCACAGAAAUCGGGGAUCAAGGCUAAUAUUAACGAAAUCAUCUCGCCAGCCGGGAGAACCGAUUACACAACGACGUCAUUCGAUACUGGCAUUCAAUCUCAGGCUACGCCCAACCAAGUUUCAGCGCAAGGACUUCUGCCACAGUCUCCAGUCAUGUCGAGAUCAAACCGAAAGGGAUCGCGUCUGAGGCAAGAGGUUAUCAUGAGCCCUGAAGAACGGCCGUUAGUCGACCUGUUUCCCUUCACUAGAGCUCGCCUCCACGACGUACCAUAUCGAGCGCCGAGAUCGGUCGAUGAGAGUCAUUUGACGUCCGGCGAUUUUCGAAGACAGAUGCUGAGUUGUGUAUUUGGCUGGGACGAGGAUAUCCAUGACCUUAUUCGUGACGAAUUGAGCCGGCAUCCAAGUGAAAGCCAGAACGCCAUCUUUCUCGCUAGGUGGCUGGAUGAAGAUCCCGACUACCUUGCCGAGAUCAUGGGUUCGACCAAACUCCACUCAAAACUCGACUGGAUGCUGCUGGCCUUGGGAACCAUAAGCAACCAGGUCACCGCGAAGAAGAUUACUCAGGUCUUUAUUGAGAAAAUGCUUAGCCACGGGGACAUACAUGCCGCUGCCACUUUGAUGCUCGCUCUUGGCGACCGAAGUGACGCUAUUGAGGUGUAUGUUUCGAGAAAUCAGUACAUGGACGCUGUUCUCUUGACAUGCCUCGUCUACCCUGAAGACUGGCAACGGCAGUCCUACCUUGUUCGCAGAUGGGGUGAACAUGUGGUGGAGAACUCUCAACAAUCUUUGGCCAUUCGAUGCUUCUCCUGCACUGGCGUCGAACCGUCCGACCCAUGGACAUCUCCCAAAGCACAAAUGCUUGCUCAAGAGCCUGCGGAAGUCCUCAUAGAGCAAAAGCAUAGCUCGCAGCCUGCACAAGUGCAGAACCUAGAGCCAGCCGAAUAUCCUGCCAUCUACCAAAAGAUGUUGGAGAGACGACGGACGGUAGACGCUCCGACUCCGGUCGCAAUGCCUCCGCCACAUAUGAUGACCUCUUUGCCCACCCCACCCACUCCAUACCGGACUGCUGCGGCCCAAGGGACCAGGAUCACGCCUCAGACAUCAGCACUGAAGCUCAUUACCUCGUUCGGAGCACAGCCCAAUAACCAAUUCAAGUUUCCAGGUCUCAAGCCUGAUGACCGUACUCCAACCGUUGCCGCAGCUGUUACGCCUAUUGCUGAAUCCGCAAUUGAUAGAUCUGCUCUGUCACCUGGCGGUUUAGGUUCAUAUCGGUUAAACAAUAUACGUAGCAUUAAUAGUGCUCUGUCUAGUAAGACUGCAACUCCAGGUGGCUUUCAACCUAGCCGAUUAGCUUCAAUCGGCGAAACACCUGUCGAUGUGGACGGCCCCAAAUUCCCACCUCAACGGUCUGUCUCGGUGCCUACUGAUCUCGAGGCAUCCAAGGAUGAUGGUGACCAUCAAAUGACGCCAGCGGGAAACGACCCUCAGCAGAAAUCUAAACAGGCCCUUACAUUGCUUACUUCUGCAAGAUAUGAGCCUUCUUCAGCCACUCCAGUGAAGGAAACCCCUCAAACAGCUGUCGGCCCACAAAGCGGGAUGAGGUUUCCUGAAUCAAGGGCUCGGUUUCAAACUGCUGAGAGCGGAGAUCCAAACACAUCACGGCCGAGGAAUGAUUCUAAAAGCAGAAAACCAGAGGGUCUUUCAAUCCAGACGAUGGCAGUACAACAAGUUAACUCCCAACAGGAAUAUCUACCUCCUACUAGCUACCAAGACCCAAUCAGUCGUCCUGCUACGACUGGAACAUAUUCCAACACGCAGAUCGAGACCAAUGCGGGACUCACGAGCCCACCCACCACGGGCCAAAGCUACAGGGACAUUACAAAAAGCCCAGCUGUUACGGGUAAAAGUAUCGAUCAAUUUAUCAGUAGCCUUGAUCAAGCACACUUUUACGAAAAGCACGCACGAGCACGUGGUUACAGCAGUGCUAGCAAGACAUCUAGGGACGACUUGUCAGAAAGAAGGAGGGGUAGAACCACUACAGUCAACGACGCAGGCGAGGGUCGACGAACUAUUCCUGCUGCUAAACGGUCUCCUUCAUCACCUGUGCCAAUGUCUCCCGAAGAUCUGCGAAUGUAUAGCACCAGUGUGGAGAGCUUCGAUUCCAUGUACAGCUCGAACGUUUCUGGUUAUGAUCGAGUUGGGACACCUGGCAGCAUGUCGAAGCUAAGUCGACGAGGGUCUCACUCGACAGCCAAGGGCACGAAACAUCGACAUAGGUCUCGUUCCAAAACGCGCGCUACAAGGAGUAAGGGUGGCAGCGGUAUUCCAAGUAGACAGACAAGUCCGGACGCUACGCUUUUCUCCCCCAGGGGUCGGAGUGCGUCGAGACGAGAGAAAACCGGACAUCGAUCUCCAUCGUCACCAAGACCCAUGAUCCCUUCGGAAGAGGACCUGCAAAGUCGCUUCGACAAGGACUCGGCUUUGAGACUCGUUUCAAGGGAUCGACACAGGUUACACCGCAGUACGAGCAGACAACCUCAACGUGAUACAAGCGCGAAACGAGACCCAUCUCCUGACCGUCGCAGGCCACGUGCCAGAUCUCGAAGUCGACAAGCAGACGAAGCAUCAUUGAGCAGGAAAACCAGCCGUAGCGAUAGACAACGGCGUCAUCGUCGGCCCAGCGACACUGGUUACGAGCGUAGCGCCCAUCCUGAUGAUCUCCAGGACAUGUUGCCUACACUACGGACUCCACAAGAAGAGCCCAGGCCCGCAAGUCAGCCACAAAUCCUCAAUGAUAGGGGCAGACAAGAGUCUGCAGCAAAGCAGCUUGAAGCUCGGAGGCAGUCACUUACUCGCCGACCAUCAGCACCUAACAUUCCCUUGCCCCUACAUGUUGGUGCUCAUGGAAAGUCUGCGUCAACGGGUAACAUGCCUCCAAUGGUCAGGGCUUACACUGACGAUGGAACGAUCACGAGUGCCCAAAUGCAUCGACCAUCAUCCGAAAAGGACGGCACCGGCGGAGGCUUCAGUCAACAACGACCUUCCACUCCAAGAGCCAUGCAAGUGACCGAAUCUACCCCCGAAAACAAAAUACCAGUGCCACCUAUUGCGACAGAGCUCUUGACCAGUGAGGUCUACCGCCCGCCCACACGCGAAGACAUAAGCUCACCAGGGUCUGCGCGCGCUCCUGUGUCAUUGGAGUUCCUCUCCCAGAUCCCCAAACAUCCAGCUUACGACCAUCGCAUUGCUGGUAGUCGCUCAAGCAGUAAGGGUGCUGAAGCACGGGCGUCUUCGCUGAGUCGAGGUACAUCUCGUGAUCGUGUGCGAACGUCACCGAGAGAGCCACAAAUGCCUACAAUGUCUUCCCCUCCCACUGAUAGCUCAGCGUACAUGGGUUCGCCUCCGCAACCACCACCGAUCCUUCCAGAACUUCAGCAUCUGGCAGCACCGCCUCCGCCUCCUCCGCCUCCACCUCCGCCAAAGCCGGCAACCAUGACACUCGCGAGUCCCAGCGUUUCAAAUCUGGGAACUUUCGAACCCGAGGCAGCCAACGUACCACUUCCCAUGUCGGCAAUUCCUACCAGCUUCUCAGAAGCACAACUUUCAGCGGCUCUGCCGUCAGGAAGUGGAGGAGGAGGAGGUCAUCGCCGCGGACGGUCUGGCCACGAGAGUAAUGGUGGCGGUGGGAAUGGAUCGGGAGCCCUGUUGGGGAAGAUCCGUAACUUUGCCGGGCGAGUGAGAAGUCCCAGUCGUGGACGCAAGGGUGGGGAUGACAACCAAGCCAUGAGCCCGAGAAUGAAUUCGGAAUAUGCCGCUCCUUACGAGAGUAUCCCUAGUGCGAUGGCUGGGAGUGUGAAUUCUUAGGAAGAUCUUGGAAGAGAGACAGAUGUUUGGGCUGGAGAUGUGUAAUGGUAAAAUGCAAUGGUUGAUGGAGACUAGUUUGACUGAAGAUCAGAGGGCAGGUGUGUGUGGCAAUGCAUCAAUGGCAGAAGCAAAACCUACGUGAUAUGAUAUUGUGGUUAAAUUUGGAGUAGUGUGGAGGGAGGACAAGGAUAGGGGGGAAGGGAGAUCUUCCAUCUGACGGGGACCAACGGAAAAGCAGAAGGGAAAAGAGAAAGAUUUGGGUCACGUCGACACCAGACCACAUGUGCUCGCAAGAGCUGCCUUUUUGUCUGUUCACAGCGAUCGUACUGUUUGGUUGUCGUCGUCGCUUCAAUUCUCGACGAUCCUUUAAAGCGUGGCCUUUUUUUUGAAUUGGCCCUCUUUUUUUCAUAGGAAUAUAGAUAGUGGACAGGGGGGGGAGAACGAUGGGAGGGGAAUGAAGAAUGGUAAUGAG